Molecule: messenger RNA, 1803 nt
Organism: Trichoplax adhaerens
Lineage: Eukaryota; Metazoa; Placozoa; Uniplacotomia; Trichoplacea; Trichoplacidae
Exons: 8
Coding region: 1-1803 (600 amino acids)
Biological process (GO): protein processing; regulation of fatty acid beta-oxidation
Cellular component (GO): peroxisome
Molecular function (GO): serine-type endopeptidase activity
Source: RefSeq, a predicted model, not a curated record
AUGUUAUCCAAUUUCGCAGUUGUGGUACGAUGUAUAGAGAGCUAUCAAAAUGUCAGGAGUUGCAGUGGGGUAGUCAUUGAUUUUGAACGUGGAUUAGUGUUGACGAGUGGCUCCUUACUCUCGUGUCUAAUCGAUACAAACGCUGCUGAUCGGCAAAGUCUUGCCACUGUUGAUCAGUUAGCUAAAACGUUGAAAUUUGAAAUUAUAGUUAAAUUAGAAAACAAUCAUAGCAAAUCUUCAUCAUUCAUGGCCCUUAAAUGCCAACUUCGUAGUCGAUGGUAUUGUCGCCAGGUGCAAGAAGUAUUAGAUAAUAGCAUGCCCAGUCAUCGCUGGUCGUUUACUAUUCCUCCUGAAAAGCAAUGGGAUAAUAUGGAUGAUGGAACCAAAGCUGCAAAUACAAAUCCGUUAGCUGAAGAGAAUCAUUCUAAUCAGAAAAGUGAUCCUUCUGUAAUAACCCAAUUUCUCCUCUUACAGAUUACUGAUACUAAUAAAAAGUUUUUAAAUAGUGAUCCAAUUGAAAUGGCCGAUAGACGAUUAUUGAAACGUGGUGAUGUUGUAGAAGUCAUUUCCACACCUUUUGGAGAUAGCUAUCCUUUGAUAUUUUACAAUAGCUCAACUAAAGGCAUAAUUUCCAACAUUUGCGGCAAAAAAAAUCAACUCUUUCUAACUGAUGCUCGAUGCUUAGCUGGAAGUGAAGGUGGAGCAGUAGUUUGCAAAUUAGCUGGUCAAUCCAAGGCUUCUCUUGUUGGCGUUGUUAUGUCGCCAUUUUGCUUUAAAGACACCGAAUGGACAGGCUUUACAUUAGUAGUACCCAUUGAUCUUAUCCUAACAUCACUACCGUCAAAGCAUCAUCCUUUGGUGCAUGAUUUUAUGGCAUUAAAAUUACCCAAUUCAACUCGUAGCAAUUUAACACCCAACAGUGAUAUUUCCUUUUUUGAUAAGGUGUCAUCUGCAGUUGUUUAUAUCCAAUCUUUAUCCUCUUGGGGAUCUGGAGUAGUUAUUGACCGUUACAAAGGACUAAUUAUCACCUGCAGCCAUGUUGUCCACCCAUGCAAUUCCAAUUCUGAUGAUGAUUGUAACCAUGGCGAAAGCGAUCGCAAAGUUCGUGUUCUGACGACAAAACCAAUUAAACGUUGGUAUAAUGCAGUAGUUCUCUAUCCUAAACAACACUGCCAAGUCUUGGACGUUGCUGUUAUUAAAAUAUUAGAUUUUCUUCCUAGUCAACUAUCUUCUAUAUCACUAUGCAAAAGUGAUUCUGCUAUCAGUACUGGUAGUGAUAUUCUAAUUAUUGGUUAUGGCAUGUUUCCUCCGCAUACCUACGAAGCCAAUGAACCUACAGUUACUAGAGGUAGUAUAGCCAGCAUUUGUCGAAUCAAUAAUAAACCAAUGUUAAUCCAGACAUCCGCAGCAAUACAAUGUGGAACUAGUGGUGGAGCUCUCAUUAGCAAAAAUACCGGAGAACUUUUAGGUAUUACCGUUAGCAAAGUGAAAAACGUCAAUUCAGGUGGCAUCUAUACGUAUAUUAGUUUCUGCAUUCCCGUUACAAGAAUAUAUCCUCAGAUUGUGAAGUAUAAUCAAAGUAAAGAUAUUUCAGAUUUAAAAAUGCUCUCUUAUCAGAAUGAUUCAGCUGUCGGACAACUUUGGCUUAUGAAAGCCACGGCAGCUAACUAUCGCCAGCUCGAUCUUAGAUACACUAUGCAAAAAAUUCUCUGUGAAUAUUCUAGUCGGCCACACAAGCAGACUUUAAUGAUAUCGUCAUGUAGCAGAAGCGAAGUUCUUAAAGGCAGUUACAAGAAAUACUGA